Messenger RNA from Pangasianodon hypophthalmus (striped catfish), 7157 nucleotides. RefSeq names its product phosphodiesterase 3B (gene pde3b). Gene Ontology annotation, biological process: signal transduction. NCBI's taxonomy places the organism in Eukaryota, Metazoa, Chordata, Actinopteri, Siluriformes, Pangasiidae. Gene Ontology annotation, molecular function: 3',5'-cyclic-AMP phosphodiesterase activity; protein kinase B binding. The record is from RefSeq and is a predicted model, not a curated record. The transcript is spliced from 16 exons. Gene Ontology annotation, cellular component: membrane. Bases 153 to 3434 code for a protein of 1093 amino acids.
GAGAGAAGAAAAAAAAUGCAGGAGCGCGUUUGAGUCGGUUCCGGAGCGCGCGCCGCCAUGUAGCGAAACCGUCGAUCGUCGGCAGGAUGAAAGUUUGAGACGGGAACGGAAAGCGCGUGCUGUUUUUUUUUUGGUCGGGAGGAGGGAAAAACAUGGCUGUGCGGGAGGAAGGCGAGGUUCCGCACGGUAAAGUCAGGCACGACGGCGGCGCGGAGAGCUUCAGGAACGGCUACGUGAAGAGCUGCGUCACGCCGCUUAAGCAGGACCCACCGCGGGGGCUUUUCUAUAGCGCGUGCCGCUCGUGCAGCGACUCGGACUCCAGCUCCUCCGGGGUCGCACGCGCCUCCGCCGCCUACGCGGGAGCUUUCGCAGCGCUCGCGGCGUCCUUCUUCCUCUCGCGCCGCUUUCAAAGCGUCGAGUUGCGCGCGCUGCUGUCGGACGUCGCGAGCUCUCUGAGCCCGUUGUUCAGUAUCGGGUGCGCGCACUUCUUCCUCACCUUCUACCUGCGCCGGCGGAAGCGCGAGAGCAGUCGCGGCUGGCUCGUGGCCCUGCCGGUCUCGUGCUACCUGGGGGACUUCGCGGCGCUGCGCUUCCUGCAGUGGGGAUCCGGAGAGCAGGAAGACUCCGCCGCUGCCUCGCAUCACGUGCACACGGCGGGCCGCCUGCUGUUCGUGCUCGGUUGCGUGGGCCUGCUCACUCUGCUCCCGACUCUCAAACUCCGGCACAGCGUGCUCGUGCUGCUUUUCGCCAGCGGCGCGUGGCUGCUCGCGCACACCGGCCUGAGCUGCGUGGCAUCGUGGCUCAGGCCGCUGAUCGCGUGCGCUGCCGCCGUCACAGGCUCGGUGCUCGGCCUCGGGUUCGACCGCUCAUAUCCGCCGAGGGAGACCGCCAACCGGACAUCCGAGGAGCGCGUGCCGGUGGUGAGGCCGCGGCGGAGAUCCAGCUGUGUGUCGCUCGGAGAGACUUCCAGUAGCUACUAUGGCAGCUGGAAAAUGCCGCGCAGACCGUCAUUACCGUGCAUCUCCCGGGAGCAGAUGAUCCUGUGGGACUGGGACCUGAAACAAUGGUCCAAACCUCAGUAUCAGGGCUCAGUGUGUGGAGCAGAUCUCUCAGUGAUUAGUGAUGUGAGGAAUCUGAUCUCAGACCUGCUGCAGGACUCAUCUCUGUCUCCACACAUCGUGUCGUCAUUGCGCAGCGUCAGCAGUUUGAUCAGCAGCGUCUCAGGCUCCUGCCGGCCGCGUCCCAAUCCAUUCACACCGUUCCCAGGGUUCUACCCCUGUGCUGAGGCAGAGGAUCCGAGUGACAGAGCUGAGAGAAAGCCUGUGAAGGGCCUGAGUAGUAGGAAUAGUCUGCCCACUCCUCAACUGAGACGGAGCUCUGCGUCCUCAUCCCUCUCUCCUCUGGAGACACUCUCGUCCCCUCGCUGGGAGCGCAGUAAUGGAAAGAGAUCUCACACUGAGCUUAGUGCCGGCAGUCAGGGAUCAUUCUCCAACGGGCCAAACAGCAACCUGCUGACCAUCCCGAAGCAGAGAUCCUCCUCUGUUACACUCGCCUAUGGCCACAACCUGCCCAGAAGACCAGGUGCGUCUCCGAGUCUGAGUCCGCUCAGUUCUCCAAGUCACAGCCCCCCGUCAUGUCCGAGCUCAUCGCUGAUCACUCGUUCUCCGGUGGAGUUUCCCGACACGGCCGACAUCCUCACCAAGCCCAGCGUAAACCUGCACAAAGCACCGGGGUUUUCGCUCAGCUCACUCUGCACCAGUUGUGGGCGGCAGAUACUGAAGAGCAGCUCUAACGCUGAGGUGGGUGACGGUCACAUGACCUCGGGGCCUGACAUGCAGAGAAGACGAUCAGCUGAGGGAACGGAAUACAGCAGCGAUGGGCUGAUCAGGGAGGAGAGCGGGGAAGUAGAUGCUCAGGGAGAGGAAGCAGGACUGACUGCAAAAGCUAAAGAACGAGCUCAGCAUGAGGAAGAGGAGGAGGAAAAGCAAAGCACGGGUGUGCAGGAGACACCAUCUCGUCCUGAGGAAUUCAAGUUAGAUCCUCUGCUGGAAGACCAUGAAGCUCUGUUGGAGAAGCUCAACAACUGGAACUUCCAGAUCUUUGACCUGAUGGAAAGGACGGGAGGGAAGUCGGGACGGAUCCUCAGCUAUGUGGCCUACACUUUGUUCCAGGACACGGGUCUGUUUGAAAUCUUCAAAAUCCCCGUCCGGGAGUUCAUGACGUACUUCUGUGCUCUGGAGAACGGCUACCGCGAUAUACCCUAUCACAAUCGUGUCCAUGCCACAGAUGUCCUUCAUGCUGUGUGGUACCUCACCACCAGACCCAUACCAGGCUUCCAGCAGAUCCAUAAUGAACACGUGACAGGAAGUGACACAGACUCAGACAGUGGUAUCUCUCCUGGUCGGGUUUCUUACGCUUUGUCCAAAAGCUCCUCCAUCUCAGACAAUAGUUACGGCUGCUUGGCCUGGAACGUCCCUGCCCUCGAGCUCAUGGCACUAUAUGUAGCAGCUGCUAUGCAUGACUACGAUCACCCAGGUCGCACAAACGCCUUUCUUGUAGCUACUAACGCCCCUCAGGCGGUGCUGUACAACGACCGCUCGGUUUUGGAAAACCACCAUGCUGCCGCUGCAUGGAGCCUUUUCCUGUCUCAGCCUGAGUUUAACUUUCUGUCCAACCUGGACCAUGUUGAGUUCAAACGUUUUCGCUUUCUUGUUAUCGAGGCCAUCCUCGCCACAGACCUGAAGAAGCACUUUGAUUUCUUAGCCGAGUUUAACUCCAAGGUUACAGAUGUGAAUAGCCCAGGUAUCGACUGGACUAAUGAGAAUGACAGGUUGCUGGUAUGCCAAGUGUGCAUCAAGCUGGCAGAUAUUAAUGGACCAGCGAAAGAGCGCAAACUUCACCUGAAAUGGACAGAGGGCAUUGUGAAUGAGUUUUAUGAACAGGGAGAUGAAGAGGCUCGCCUCGGAUUACCCAUCAGCCCUUUCAUGGACCGCUCUGCGCCUCAGCUGGCCAAGCUGCAGGAAUCCUUUAUCACGCACAUUGUCGGGCCACUGUGCAACUCAUACGAUGCUGCUGGCCUCCUCCCAGGUUACUGGGUUGAUGAAGAUGAUGUGGAUGAAGAAGAUGGAGAGGAGGAUGAUGCUGAAGACACAGAGACUGACGAUGAAGACCUUGAUGAAGAGCUCCAGUUAAAGCCAAGGAAAAGCCGUCAGCGUCUGUUCUGCAGCAUUAUGCAGCACCUGACUGAAAACCACACGGCGUGGAAGCAGAUCAUCGAGGAAGAGGAGAAGAACUGUGACCUGGGCCUUCAUCAGCAGCAAGAGCAGCAGCAGGCAGACACAUUGAACCUUCCUUCUCCCUCCUCAACCUCAGAUGACAUUCAGGUCAUUGAGGAGGAGGCUGAAGAGGAGGAGCGACAGCAGGAGGGGGAUUGAGUUGAGCCGAUUGGCUGAGAAAAAACUAGGGGAGGGGCCUGAAGCAAACAAUUGACUCUUUGCUCUUUCCUCUCCUGCAUCAGAACACAGACACACAGUCCGAAUUGACACCAGAAGAUUCUGCCAGAUCUCCUGUACUGAAAUGAAUCACUGUGACGCAAAUGCAGUUCACAUGGUGUUGGAAAAAAAACAAAAAACAAACUGAAAAAAGGCCUUACUACUGUGAGAGCAUCCUAUGCACUUUCACCCCAUGGAGAAUGAUGGAGGAUGAGAAAAAGGGUUGAAAAAAAGACAGAAUGAAAUAAUGAACGAAACUCUCUAUGGUUAUUUGGCUGUGAUGCUGCCUUGAAAGCAGAGCUCUUAACUCUCCUCUAGGUACUUAUUACAAUUAUUUAAAAAAAAAAAAAAAAGUGAAAAAAAAAAAAAAACACCCAGAAUGGCAGAAGACUUUCAAGUCAUCACUUGUUACCAAAGCGAACAGUUAAAAACAAAUGAGGCUGAGGCUAUAUCAGGCUCAGUGUCAGGAAUACUCUAGAAGCAUAAAUCAAACGUGCCUGUCUGAACCUUUAUUGUGUAAUUAUUUUUUUUUUUUUUUGGUGCCCCUGCGUGGUCCAGGUGAUGGACUCCGACCCUCAGCACGACACGUGCAGUUUCCUCCUCAUGCUGGCGACACGAAAACACUGUAUCAUUGAACUCAGCCACUAGGACUUUAACAUGGAAAUGCUGACAUUUUGACUGAAAAAAACCAUGAAUAUUUACUUCUGCAUCAUUUUCGGAUGCUUUAUUUUUUUUUUUACUCACCUGCCUUUAGUUUUAGUUUCCUUUGUUAUACAUUUUUGUGUGUUCAUGAGGUUUUUUUUUUCUUUCCUCCUCAGGAAUGCAAAGUUGCCAUUUGUUUUUCCUCUUGUAAACUGUUAAAAGCAUUAAGUAUGGAGAACAGAGAAGAAACACUGUUCUAAUGAAGGGAUCUUACUUCUUUUAUUUCUUUUUAUAAGUUUAAAUCACUUUUUCUCUCUCUCAUAUAUAUAUAUGUGUGUGUGUGUAUGUAUGUGUGUGUAUAUAUAUAUAUAUAUAUAUAUAUAUAUAUAUAUAUAUAUAUAUAUAUAUAAAAUGUGUGUGUCAGGUCUAUAAUUAUUUGGUCAUUGACAAAGUUACUGUUAUUUUAACUGUCUACCACAGAAAUUAAAUAAUAUUAUACUUUAAUUUGAGGGAAUUUACAUCCAGAUUGGGUCAAUGGUGUAGGAAUUCUAUCACUUUUAUGGGACCAAAGGUCAUUGGACAAACACAUAAAUUAAAUUGUCAUUUUUAAUACUUGGUAAUGAAUCCUUUGCAGUGAAUCACUAACUGAAGUCUGGAACUCAUAGACAUCACCAGAUGCUGGGUUUCUUCCCUGGUGAUGAUCUGCCAUUUCUUUACUCCAGCUUUCUUCACUUCCUGUUUGUUCUUGGGGCGUUUGUCCUUCAAUUUUACCUUCAGCAAGUGAAAUGGAGCUCAGCUUGAUUCAGGUCAGGUGAUUGACUUGGCCAUUGCAGAGCAUUCCACUUCUUUGCCUUAAAAACUUUUGGGUUGCUUUUGAAGUACGCUUUAGGCCAUUGUCCAUCUGCACUGUGAAGCUCCGUCCAAUGAGUGUUGAAGCAUUUGCCUGAAUGUGAGCAGAUAAUAUCGCCCUGUACGCUUCAGUAUCUGUCCUGCUGCUUUUGUCAUCAGUCACAUUAGUAAAUUCAAGAGAAGCAGCUCCACUGACAGCCGUACACACCACAAGAUGAGGUGGUGUACUCCAAAUGCAAAUGUCGCACUUGAAAUCAUCUCUAGACCUUUUAUCUGCUUACUGGUAAGUGAAAUAAUGAGGGAAUAACCAACAUCUGGCCAUGGAACAGCAGAGCAGUCAAUUGUCCAAUUACUUUUGGCGGACCAUGUAUAUAUAUAUAUAUAUAUAUAUUACACCCAAUUUGGAUGUAAAGUCACUCAAAGCUGGAAGUCUGCAUUUUGAACUCAUUCAUUUAAAAAAAUAACAAUAACGUCCAAAUGCUUAUGGACCUGACUGUAUAUGACACAAAUGUGCACACACAUAUAUUUCUUUCUUCACGGUUUCUCAGGAUUCAUGCAAAAUGAUUGUCCUGUUUGGACAGUUUAAAGUUUAAAGGAAGUGAUUUCAGACACCUUGUCAAUUUUCAGUUCAGAUGUUGGGAAAGACAUGGGCAUUUGUGGCUUUGUUCUGGUGUGAAGAAGCUGAAGUUCAGUCACAUAAAAGAAGAUUGCAGAUAGUGAGCACUAUCAGCUCCCCCAAACCCAAAGUAUUAUUUUCUGUUUCGAUACAAAACAGCGUCUGAGAUGAAUGAAAAUUGAUGUGUGUAAUAGGCAAGUUGUUUUUGUGGAGUGCCUAUUUUAUUUGAAGCAUACACUUUCUUUUGUUAAAUCACACUGCAGACACAUACUUUUUUCUUUUGUUUUAUUUUUUUUAUUUAUUUAUUUUUAUUUUUUUUUAGUAAUCUUUGCCAAACAUGCAAGCAGGCCAGUGAAUCAAUUUGAAGUGAUCCAGGGUUUCACCUCAAAAAGAAAAGCUGUACACUUUUUAUAUUUUCGUAUUCUUCACCAUAAGGCAGGUUUAAUACUAAUAGCUCUAUAUAUUUUUCUCUAAAGCAAGAACUCUAGGCAUUCCACUAGAAUAAAGAACAGGAAGGGGAGACUGACAUGCUGCUCUCCUCAUUGCAUUUUGUUUGGAGAGGAAAGUUCUCAAGUAGGCAGUGUACAUCAAGCUAUAUUUAAAGAAAAAAGAAACAAAAAAAGAGAAAUGAACUAUAAAUGUGCACAUUUUACUACCAAACAAGUGUUUAAUCUCUGCACAGAAAGAGUAUCUGCAUAUAUAAAUAUAUAUAAAAUAUAUAUUAUAUAUUUUUUAAUUAAUCAACUGAAUGCGUCUGUUUUCUACAUACAGCUGACAUUGUACAUUAAGAAUCUGUAAUUAUCAUCCUGUUUCCAGAGUUUUUAAUCUAAUACUAUUUACAGAUGUGGAUAUGUUUGGGUGUGAUGUUAUUAUUUUAAUAAUAAUUUGGGGUGCGUUGUCUUUGUGUUUCUGUGCGUAACCACUCUGCUGAGAACCUUUUUUUCCUCUAAAGCUGGAUGCUGUGAGUCAGCUAGCUGCAGUGCCAAACGCCUCCUCGUCUCCCUGUUCUCCUCUCUCUCUCUCUCUCUCUCUCUCUCACUUAUUCUCUGUCCCUUCCACUGCCAGUCGCUUUGUCAUACACUUUGGCCUUAAUUAGUUUUGGGAGUUGAGGGUUGCUACCAAACAACUGGUUCAUUUGUUCUUUCUUUCUUUUUUUUCUUUUUCUUCCUUCCUUCCUUACUUCCUACCUUACUUACUUUAUUUCCUGUUCAUCUGUCAUCACCAGGAAUCCAGCGCCUUCUGUUCACUUCAGUGCUUUGUGCCAUUAAAUAUUUCUCCUCAUUUCUAUAUUUUUUUUUUCACUGCAAUGCCCUCAAACCUUUUUCUUGUCCUCGUUACAUUUAGAAACACUUUUUAUGUAGCAAGUAAGAUAGCAGUGUCUGAUGUAUCCAUUUCAGCCUUUUCAUCCCUUUCAGCCUUUUCACCCCACAUUCCCCCCCACCCCCCCACACACACACACACUGUUAUUUAUAUCUGUCCAUAAAGAAUACCAUCCCUGAAAAUAUUUUUAAUGUCAGUGUCAUUCCUUUGAAUGAACAUUAUAAACAUUAUAAAAUGUU